This is a messenger RNA of Penicillium angulare, 246 nucleotides long. RefSeq lists its product as uncharacterized. NCBI's taxonomy places the organism in Eukaryota, Fungi, Ascomycota, Eurotiomycetes, Eurotiales, Aspergillaceae. The transcript has a single exon. The record is from RefSeq and is a predicted model, not a curated record. Bases 1 to 246 code for a protein of 81 amino acids.
AUGUUGGCCAUGGAAGACAUCUUCGAAAUAAAGAACUCUGCCGCAAUUCGAGCUCAGUUGUUGCGACGAGUUCCUCCACUCGUCGAGGUGGAAAUUCGGCUUCACGAGGCUCCAGACCCAAGUGUUAACACUGCGGAAAGUUGGGCCAUACCAAGGCAAAAUGUUGGAAACUUGGUAACUAAGGGUAAAAUGAUGACCCUGGGAUAUCUCCAAGAAGAGGCCCAUGUGCGGGUUUCAGGUCGUUGA